UUGAAAACACAGAGCAUGCCCGUCACGCACCAAUCGGCGCGCCGGGGCGGCGUCACGGCACGCACGCGCACGCGGCCCGCACAUGCGCGCCCGCGGGGCUGCCACAUGAUUUUCGUCCGUUCCCAGUCAAAGGCGCAGGCGCGGGCCGCUUUAAGACGCGCCCACCAAAACCUGCGUGCGAGGCAGGCAGGCACCCGGAGCGCCGCCGCAGUCCCAGUCUCACCCCCACCCACCAACACACGCAUCGCUCUUCAGACCCCGCCGGAGAGGCAGGGAGGCGAAGCGGGACGGACGGAGAUGGUUGCCAUGGGCGCGGACGAGGAGGAGCGGCCCGUGCACCAGGGCUGCAUGGCCGGCUUCCUCCACCUCUUCGACCGCCCGCACGUCCUCUCCGGCAAGCGCCGCCUCUGCCACCACCCCCGCCGCCUCCUCUCCUCCUCCUCCAGCGGGUCGGCGACGCCGUCGGAGAUGUCGAUGCCGCUGGACAGGGCGACGCCGCUGCCGUCUUCGCCCGAGAUGACGCCGCCCGCGGCGCCGAGGCCGUCGCUCCAGCUCCCGCCGCUGGACCUGAAGGACAGGGGUGGCGCGGCCGCGUCCUGGAGGCUGCCGCGCCUGUCGCUCGACAGCCGCGCGGUGGUCGACGCCAGGGGGAAGCUCCGGCAGCGGGACAACAUCAGAACGGCGGCGCCACCGUCCCCUGGCGUGGCGGGCUCGCCCAGCGUUGUCGCGCGGCUCAUGGGUCUCGACGCGCUGCCGCACGGUGCCGCGGAUGAGGAGGACGGCCAGCACGCGGCUCGGGGUGGCGAGCUCAGGCGGUCCGCGUCCGAGCGAGUGCCGCGCGACCCGGCCCGCUUCCGGUUCGUCGACCCGUCUUUCUUCGAGAAGCCGGCGCUGCUUCCGCAGAGGCCGUCGUCCCCGACGGCAGAGGCGGCGCUGGCACAGCGGCAGUCGCCGGAUCCGGCCUUCCACAGGGCGGCGGCGCUGCAGAGGCGCAGCAGCCACUUCGACGCGCGCGAGGUGUUCCCUGAGCCGGCGAAGCGCGUCGACCCGAGCGCCGGGCGCGGCGAGAUCGCGCUCUGCGGCGAGAUCGACCGGCGCCUCCGCAAGCGUGGCAUCGCCGAGCCGGCCAGAGAUCUCGAGACGCUCAAGCAAAUCCUGGAAGCCCUCCAGCUCAAAGGCCUCCUCCGCCACAGCACGCCACCGCCGCCAUUGUCCGUGCGCAACCAUCCGCCUCCCAUCGUCGUCAUGCGCCCGUCCUCCCGGCCGCCGCAGCCUCCAACUUCGCCCACGAGGCGAUUACGUGUCCAAGUCGACAAUGCCCGCCGCCCGCGUUCUCCUGACCGGGCGGCGUCCCCCGCACGGAGCCCGGCCUCCCCGGCGCGACGCGGCCCGCAGUCCCCUCAGCGCCUCGUCUCUCCGGACAAGCGCCACCAGCCCCUCAAGAAACCGAGCAACGCUGAUCUCCCAAGCAUCCGCCCCCGCAUUGCCCGCCACGCUGCUCAUCAUCUAUCUCCCGACGACGACGCGUCGACCAUCUUCUCGGACGGCGGCAGCAGUAGCUCUGUCAGUGCCAGCGCCAGCGCCUCCUCCCGCUGGGACCUCGAGCAGCGGCAGCGGGCACGUCUGGUGGACGACCCGAGAACGGACCGCGGCCUGCUGGAGCGCUGCGACAAGCUGCUGAGCAGCAUCGAGGCGUUCACCGGCGCCGGCGACGCGGCCGGCGACCAGCAGCCGAGCCCGGUGUCGGUGCUCGACGCGGCGACGUUCCUCGCCGACGAGGACUCGCCGUCGUCGUCGGGGUCGAAGCGGGGGAUGGGCCGGAGAGCCCCGAGCCCCCGGCCGGCAUUCUCUCUGUCCUUUCCCGAGGACGACGACGAGGUGGUCCCCGAAGCGUGGCUGGUUGGACCGGAGGCCAGUGACCCCGACUUCGCCUACGUGGCAGAAGUAGUCUGUUUGUCGGACCGGAUGAGGAGCCCGAAUGACGUGUACCGCACGGUGGAGAAGAGGCGCCGGCGUGGUGAGGACACGUGGCAGCACCGCAGGCUGCUCUGCGGCGCGGCGGCGGAGGCUCUGGACCGGUGGCGGUGCGCCCACCCGUCGGAGCCCGUCGCGUGGCUCCGCGGCGAGGACCUCCUGCGCCACGUCUGGGCGGAGGUCCAGUGCGCCAUGGAGCCGGCUGCGGUGGCCGACGAUCUGAACGACCAAACUAGUGAAGCCAUCCUGCGCGACCUGGCGGCGGACCGGCGGUGGUCGCCGAGCGCCGAGGCGGCGGACACGGUGCUGCAGAUCGAGCGGCUGCUGUUCAAGGACCUGGUGGCCGACGCCAUCUGUGAGCUCGCCGAGGCCGACCGCCUCCGCCUCCCGCGCCGGAAGCUGGUCUUCUGAUCAAUCUUUUCCACUCCAGUCCCAUGUCUAAUCUAAAUCUAAAACAAGAUCAGAGCAGAGCAUUAGAAUAUUGUUAACAGGAAAAUAAUGUGAUCUUUUAGUCUUCAUCCUCUUGUACUCCUCCUUUCUGUAUACAAUUAUUACUGUUACAGUACUGUUCUUAGGAGUAAUCAGGGCGAUGCGACGGAUGUAAGCCCAACCAAUGAAUGAUGAAUGAAUGAAAAUUUAAGUGUGUUUCCCGCCA
This is a messenger RNA of Aegilops tauschii subsp. strangulata, 2629 nucleotides long. RefSeq lists its product as uncharacterized. The record is from RefSeq and is a predicted model, not a curated record. Gene Ontology annotation, biological process: regulation of monopolar cell growth. Lineage: Eukaryota; Viridiplantae; Streptophyta; Magnoliopsida; Poales; Poaceae.